Molecule: messenger RNA, 3066 nt
Organism: Branchiostoma belcheri (Belcher's lancelet)
Lineage: Eukaryota; Metazoa; Chordata; Leptocardii; Amphioxiformes; Branchiostomatidae
Product: membrane-associated phosphatidylinositol transfer protein 2-like
Biological process (GO): phospholipid transport
Cellular component (GO): cytoplasm
Molecular function (GO): phosphatidylinositol transfer activity; phosphatidylinositol binding; phosphatidylcholine binding
Source: RefSeq, a predicted model, not a curated record
UGUGUGUGCGUUGUUACAGUUACGACUCGCUGGUGGGGAGCAAAGAGGCUAGACUACGCGCUGUACUGCCCCGAGGCCCUCACAGCCUUCCCCUCCAUGACUCUGCCAUACCUGUUCCACGCCAGCUACUGGGAGUCCACUGAUGUCAUCGCCUUCAUACUCAGACAGGUUGUGCGAGUGGAGAAUGUGAGCAUUCGCAUCGGAGACGGGGAGGAAGUCGCUCUCUUCAGCCCGACCCAACCUCGCGAGCGCUGGCUCAAGCGACGCACGGCCGUCAAAAUUAAGAACAUGACGGCCAAUCACAGAGCAGCUGACAGCGUGACGCUGCAGAACACCGGCCAAUCGCUGACGGCGAGGUUUAUGUACGGCCCACUCGACAUGGUGGCUCUCACGGGGGAGAAGGUGGAUGUGUACAUCAUGCUGAAGCCACCUGCGGGAGAGUGGGUUCACUUUGACACAAUCGUGACUAACAACCACGGCCGGAUCCACUACUCCGUACCGAAGGACCGAAUGCUCGGCUGCGGGAUCUACCCCGUCAAAAUGAUCGUCAGGGGAGACCACACGUCUGCUGACAGCUUCCUGACGGUGAUCCUGCCGCGGACGGAGUGCGUCGUGUUCAGCAUCGACGGGUCCUUCACAGCCUCCGUCUCCAUCAUGGGCCGUGACCCCAAGGUCCGGGCGGGGGCCGUCGACGUCGUCAGGCACUGGCAGGAGUUAGGCUACCUGAUCGUGUACGUGACCGGGCGCCCGGACAUGCAGAAGCACCAGGUGGUCUCAUGGCUGGCACAGCACAACUUUCCGCACGGCGUCGUGUCCUUCUGCGAUGGGCUAUCCCAUGACCCUCUCCGGCAGAAAGCCAACUACCUCAGGAAUCUCGUGCAAGAGGUGGAGAUCGUGGUCCAUGCAGCCUACGGUUCAGUGAAGGACAUUCCGGUCUACACGUCUCUGGGCCUGGACAGUUCUCGCCUCUUCAUCGUGGGGAGACCCAACAAGAAGAACCAACAUCAGGCUCAGUUUAUAACCGAAGGCUAUGCGGUCCACCUGUCCCACGUGCUGCACCAGCCGGCCAGCCAACCAGCCAAAGCCGGCGCCUGCAUGGUUCUGCACAAAGGCUGCUUCGGGCUGCCCGGACAGGCCAAGGGGCUGAUCCGACCAAUGGCAGGCCGGCAGGCAGCCACACAGGCGGCACCCUCUAGCCACUGAUGUUGGAACUGCAGCAACCAUGCAGCCAGCCAAGCUCUGCACAGGCGGCGCCCUCUAGUCAGUGAUGUUGGAACUGCAGUCAGCCAGGAGAUAUUGUGUGUGACUGUGUGCUUGUGCAAUAUGUUCAUGUGUGUGUUUGUACAUGUGCAUGUAAGUGUGUGAGAGUUAUGUAUAUGUGUGUGUGUGUGUAUGUGUGUGUGUGUUUACAGGAAAAUUCAUGGCCAAUGUCAGGCUGCCAUGUUUUGUUGACAAGUUUUGUUGGAGAUAGAACCCCGGCCUGAUGAUGAUGAUGAGAUGGUGCCAUGAGGCCAUAGUGAGGUCAUACAUUCCUUAUGGGAGUGUCAGUUGAGUGCCAAAAACAUGAUGCAAACUUUCCUUAAAAAGUGUUUGCAGAAUGAGUCAGGCCAGGUACACACAGGGUCAUGGCAGAAAAUUGCAGCUUUGCCCACCCAGGUCCUAUUUCUCACUUUCUUUUUAUGUCCCGUUUUGUUUGAGCCAUAUAUUUAUUUAUUUCAUUACUUAUUAUGUAUCACCAUCGUUCAUUUGUCAAUAUUUGUGGACAUAUCACAUUUCACUUAACAAAACAUAUCAUGAUUCAAUUCUAUAUUUUUGUGGGGACAACAUCAAGAAUCAUACUGUCUUGCCUUUCCAUACGUACGAUUGUUGCAGAAUGACAUAUGUUUACUGGCAAAACUUAUACAUGCCAUUCUAAAUGGACAGUUCCAAUGUUGCCUAUUGAUAUCAUUUCCUUUUCUUGUUUUUCUUUGCCAUGUUUCUAGACAUGGUGCGCCAUCCUGGGAAAACGUUGUUAACCAUUAUCUAUAGCAUGUAACAAACAGAUCCAAAUCAAUAUGCAUUAAGGCUUGUCAGGGCCGUCUUAAGUCACGUAUAUGUUUGGCAUCACCUGUAGAUAUUUCUUGAUGAUAAAUCUGGACUUGGUUCAGAACAGGAGACGCUGCACUACUGAUUUAAAAAGCAGCAUGCUUCACCGCAAAUCAGGAUAACAAAGGAAGAAAAUAUUAAUGUGAACAAAGAGGUAUCAACUAUGCUGUAAUUUGUCAGUUUCGGUGUUGUAUUGGCGCAAAAUGUAGCCAAAAUUGUCUGGCCAUUAGGUAACAUUCCCGGGUGUGGCGAUAUUUUGAAAUUGUAACACCCGAACUAAAAUGAAGUGUCUAAAUUGUAUGCUGCAUUUGUGUAGGAAGAUGAAAAAUAUAUGCAUAAUAUAGAUAUGUAUAUAUAUUAGAACAGAAACAUUUAUGUAAAAUAUAUACAUAACAUUAUAUAUAUAUAUGAUAUUAUAUAUGUGUGUCUGUGUGUGUGUAAAAGUAUCUAUUAGUAAGUGCUAAGUAAUUGUACCCACUUCAUGUUAGUUGCUGAUCUUAAGUUGUUUGAGAUUUGGGGAGGGUCAGAAUCCUUGCCAACCCAGCUUGUUUAAUUUUGUUAAUUUUACCAGGCAAUGAUGUAUUUUAUCCUGUGCAAUUGCCCAUGAGAUACGGAAACACCACUGGAAAGUCACCAUAAAAACAGAGCCUGAGGAAAAGUCUGUACUUUUGUGCACAAAGUUUCAGGGAAAGAGUUUAGCCAGGUGCAACUUUUCCCCAGCUUCUGUUUUUCUACAAAAUAAUAGAUAAAAUUCAAUGUGGCAAUCAAAAAGGUUUUUAAUUUAGCAUAAUUAUGUCAAUGUAACGAUGAUGUUCUUUAUUUUUCAUGUGUAUCACAUUUUGUCCCAGGGAUCUUUGUUGCACACGUGCUCAGUUUUUGUUGUGAAGCUGUUAUUAUAUAUAUUUUUUUAAAAGUUGAAGACUGCACCACAACCACCCGCACAGUAUUAGUUUGGCUCUUAUUGCACAAAUAAACCAGAAU